This is a messenger RNA of Fraxinus pennsylvanica, 786 nucleotides long. NCBI's taxonomy places the organism in Eukaryota, Viridiplantae, Streptophyta, Magnoliopsida, Lamiales, Oleaceae. The record is from the annotation of a GenBank genome assembly.
AUGGCAAAGACAGUGGAUUUCUUCAAGUGUUACAAUCCUAAAUUCAGCGCACUAAGAUUGGAACUGCCAAGAGCUUUUAGUUUGCAAUUACAAGAAACUGUGCCAGAGAGGGCAUUCCUUAGAGAUCGCUACACAAAUAUAUGGCCUGUGAAAAUGGCCAAAUUUGAAAAUGACUGGUUCUUUUGUGAUGGCUGGGAAAAAUUUGUGGAAGAUAACUCUCUGGAAUUUGGGGACAUCUUUGUGAUCCGAUAUGAUGGGGACAAUUUAUUUGACAUAAAACUACUGGGGUUGUCAGGUUGUGAUAAGGAGGGUUUUCAUGAGAAUCAAGAACAAGGUGAAGCACAAGUGGAGCAAGUGGCUCAUGGUCGAAAACAUCAACGUCGUCUUGAUCCUUACGGUAAUGACAUUUUCAGUUUGGGCUUGGCUAUACGGCCAAGAAAUCCUUACUUUGUCACCAAGAUCAGGACAUAUCGGCGGAAUGAUUUUUAUAUCCCCAAGGAGACAAUAAAGGACUUCCAUCUGGACAACCUACCUCAAGAGAUGUUUCUCAUUGAUCCAGAGGGCAGACAAUUUCAAACGAAGUUGACAACAUGGAAGGAUGGGCGAGUAUGGUACAGCGGAGGCUGGAAAAGUCUCUGUGCCUUGAACUCUGUAAGAGGAAAGGACACAUGCAUCUGUGAAUUUGUCGGAGUCUGUGAACUCUUGAUGCUCUAUUUUCUUUCCUUUUCUGGAUGCUGGCGUUCUUUGAACUCUGCUCAACAGCUUUUUCUUGGAAGAUCAAAAUAG